This is a messenger RNA of Penaeus monodon (black tiger shrimp), 4257 nucleotides long. RefSeq names its product cytosolic 10-formyltetrahydrofolate dehydrogenase-like. Gene Ontology annotation, biological process: 10-formyltetrahydrofolate catabolic process; one-carbon metabolic process; biosynthetic process. Gene Ontology annotation, cellular component: cytoplasm. Gene Ontology annotation, molecular function: aldehyde dehydrogenase (NAD+) activity; formyltetrahydrofolate dehydrogenase activity. The record is from RefSeq and is a predicted model, not a curated record. NCBI's taxonomy places the organism in Eukaryota, Metazoa, Arthropoda, Malacostraca, Decapoda, Penaeidae.
GGCAAUCCCCGGCUUGAGCCAAGUGCCAAGCAUCACCUCAACUCCACUGGGUCUGCCAGUCGGUGCAACCAAAGCCUCAAGAUCUGUGUGCUCUUCACCAUGUUCGCCUGUGCUCAGAUAUACAGGCGGUUUAGCACCUCACAGAGUGUGCUAGACAGGAUGAGGGUAGCCAUCAUUGGACAGUCAACCUUUGCCGGGGAGGUGUACAAGAAGUUGGUUAAGGAUGGCCAUAAGGUCGUUGGAGUUUUUACCGUCCCUGAUCAGGGAAAUCGCGAAGACCCCCUGGCAACAAUGGCGGCAGCUGAUGGGGUGGAGGUCUUUAAGUUUAAGUCUUGGAGGAAAAAGGGGGUGGCUCUCCCCGAGGUGCUCGAGAAGUACUUGUCCGUCGAUCCGGAGCUGAAUGUGAUGCCUUUCUGCUCACAGUUCAUUCCGAUGGAGGUAAUUAAUCACCCCAAAAACAAAUCUAUCUGCUACCAUCCUUCUAUCCUACCAAGACAUCGUGGUGCCUCAUCUAUUAAUUGGACUCUAAUGUGUGGAGAUAAGAAAGGAGGCUUUUCGAUCUUCUGGGCUGAUGAUGGCCUUGACACUGGGCCCAUUCUUCUUCAGCGCGAGGUUGACGUAGACCCGAAUGACACAGUUGACACGCUGUACAACAGGUUUAUGUAUCCCGAGGGAAUCAAGGCAAUGGCAGAGGCAGUGUCCAUGGUAGCCGACGGCACCGCACCCAAGAUCCCCCAGCCAGAAGAAGGCGCAACCUAUGACCCUAUGCUCAACAAGAAGGAAUUGUGUAAGGUUAACUGGGAUCAGCCAGCAGAGGGCAUCCAUAACUUCAUUCGUGGCUUGGAUUCAUCGCCGGGCGCUUGGACGGUUAUGGACGGACAGGAGGUAAAACUCUUUGGAUCAAAAAUGUUCACUGGAUCAGUUAGCGAUGGACGUGAAGUCGAAAUUGAAGGUCUUGCUGCUCCUGGCAUCAUUCACAAAGACGGACUUCUCCUUACUGGAACGGAUGGCCAAAAGGUGAAUGUGUCGCGUCUGAGCGUCGAUGGAAAGAUGAUGAACGCCUCAAAAUAUGGUGCUGCGGCAGAAGCAAUGGAGGCUAUUGAGCUCACAGCUGAAGAACAGGAAGUUGCUGGAAAGUUAAAGGAGACGUGGAAGGCCAUUCUUAACAUCGAGAUUUCUGACGAUACGGAUUUCUUCAAGUCUGGUGCUGGAUCAAUGGACGUUGUAAGACUGGUUGAGGAAGUGAAGGAGAAAGCAGGAGUUUCCCUUGAAAAUGAAGAUGUUUUUAUGGCCACAACCUUCCAGGAGUUCAUUCAGGUGAUGGUGAGGAAAAUGCGUGGUGGCGACGAGAAGCCGGUCUUCGAAUUUGACGCCAUCAAGAUGCACGUCAACAACAUGGACAUCUCCUUCGCCCACCAGCUCUUUAUCGAUGGCCAGUUUGUUGAUGCCACCGGUGGGAAGUUCCUCAAGAGCAUUGACCCGGCCACUGAGAAGCUCAUCUGCGAUGUUCACUCAGCAAGCAAAGAUGAUGUUAACAAGGCAGUGCAGGCAGCCAAGAAGGCAUUCUAUCAGGGUCCCUGGGGCAGCAUGAAUGCCAGAGACAGGGGAGCACUUCUGUUCAAAUUGGCUGACCUCAUGGAUGAACACAAGGAAGAACUUGCAACCAUUGAGAGCAUUGACUCAGGUGCUGUCUACACUCUGGCCCUCAAGACUCACGUUGGCAUGAGCAUUGACACUUGGCGCUACUUUGCUGGCUGGUGUGACAAGAUCCACGGCUCGACCAUUCCUAUUAACAAUGCCAGGCCAAAUCACAACUUGACCAUUACAAAGAAGGAGCCAAUUGGUGUCUGUGGCUUGGUGACCCCAUGGAACUACCCCUUAAUGAUGUUGUCCUGGAAAAUGGCUGCCUGCCUUGCUGCUGGUAACACUGUCGUCAUCAAACCAGCCCAGGUGUCUCCUCUCACAGCACUCAAGUUUGCCGAACUGUCUGUAAAGGCUGGCAUUCCACCUGGUGUAAUUAAUGUUCUUCCUGGAACUGGUAGUGUUUGUGGUCAGGCCAUUGCUGAUCAUCCAGAUGUCCGCAAGCUCGGCUUCACUGGCAGCACAGAAAUCGGUCAGGUGAUCAUGAAGUCUUGCGCCGUCAGCAACCUGAAGAAGGUCUCCCUCGAACUUGGAGGAAAAUCACCCUUCAUUAUCUUCAGCGACUGUGAUCUGGACAAGGCUGUUCGCAUGGGUAUGAGCAGUGUGUUCUUCAACAAGGGUGAGAACUGCAUUGCUGCUGGAAGACUGUUUGUAGAAGACUCCAUCCAUGAUGAGUUUGUUGCACGUGUAAUUGAGGAAUGCAAGAAGAUGGUGAUUGGUGACCCACUGAACCGUGGCACAGCUCAUGGACCCCAGAACCACAAGGCACACUUGGACAAAUUACUUGAGUACAUUGACAUCGGUGUGAAGGAGGGUGCAAACCUUGUCUAUGGAGGAAAGAGGGUGGAUCGUCCUGGCUACUUCCUUCACCCAACUGUGUUCACUGGAGUUGAGGAUCACAUGUUUGUUGCUAAAGAGGAGAGCUUUGGCCCCAUCAUGGUCAUUUCCAAAUUUGGCAAUGGGGAAGUUGAGGAGGUCGUGGCCCGUGCAAACAACACAGAGUUUGGCUUGGCUUCAGGAGUCAUGACAAAGGACAUCAGCAAAGCCCUCCUUGUCUCAGAGAAACUUGAUGCUGGAACCUGCUUUGUCAACACCUACAAUAAGACUGAUGUUGCUGCACCAUUUGGAGGCUUCAAGCAGAGUGGUUUUGGAAAGGACUUGGGUGAAGAGGCCCUGAAUGAGUACCUCAAGACAAAGACCAUCACCUUUGAAUACUAAGAUAGCAUGAUUUCUCUUGCUUUCUUAAUUUGAGUCCUGAGUUAAAGAGGUUGUUAUACUUCCUUAUCAGAUGAUGAGUUUGCGGAUUUUCAAACAAUGUAUUUCACUUGGUUGUAACUUGAAACUUCUGUUUUAGGUGCUUCCUAAAUAUAGGAGUUUCAGGUGUAGAAAAUGGAUCAGAUGUUAUCCAUUGUAAGAUACCACCUUCAGAGCAGUGUCCUGAUGAGCAAAAUUAAUUAUUUUAUUUUAAAGUAAAUUCCAUAACAUAAGUUUAAAUCUUCUGUGGAAUAUAGCACUCAUUUGCCUCACACUCCUGCAGCAAAUGUUAUUCUUUUCUAAUGAAAAGGGAAUGUGAUAGGAUAGCCUUUAGGCUUGUAAAUAAAGAUUUAUAUCUUUUGUAUGGAGUAUGAGAUAAGGUGUGGGUUAUAUGUAGUUGUGAUGUACAUAUUACAUACAUCUCACUGAAGCUGAAAAUUUUUCCAAAUUUGUGAUUUUGGUAAAUUUGCUGUUGUACUUUUUUAAAGGAUGUUAAUGAAUUUGAAGCUUGAAUGUUAUUACCAAAAGAACAGAAAAUAUACUUUAUAUGUUACAUGUAAUGAUGACUAUGCUGUGUAGGUAUUUUGCAAUCGUUUGAAUUUGUAUUUACACAUUCAUAACUUUCAUGCACAGAAGUGCACAUUUGCUUUGUGCACACAUGUGUAAGUAUAUUCUGUGUGUUUUCUCCUCAACUGUAUUAGAAUUUCUUUGACUGUAUUCUGAAUUGUUUCUUGUGAGAGUGUAUGUGUAUUGAUGACUUGGAAAUAUCUUUAUUUCUCAAGGAAGGUGAGAGGAAGUUCCAAAAUUAUUUUUGAAAUUCUUUCUGGUGUUUUUUGGUGAGUGAAAGUAGUUGCAGUUUGAGAGUAGUUCAGUAUUUGCUCAGAAAUAUUAGUUUGGUAAAGGAGUGCUUUGAUAUAUAUGGACACUAGCAAUGCGUGUGUAACAUGGGAGAUAACAGUUUUUUUACCAUUAGCUUGAAGGUACUGUGCACUGACAUAACAUUUCAUGGAAAUAAUUGUGAAAUUGUUUUCUUACAGUUUUCCACAAUAGUGUGUGGAAGGAUAUAAUAUUGUGUAUGGAAUGACUGUAAAUGUGAUUUUUAUUUGAAAAUGAAAAUUUAUGUAAAUUUUUUAUAUUUAUGCUAACAGGGUGAUUUUAUGUAUUUUAUAAAUUAACUUUUUAAAUUACACUCUAGUGGAAGUUAUUUUUUUUUACUGAUAAGCAGUCUGAAAGUCUUGAUUGGAAAUUGGAAAUAAUGCUAGUCAUGGUCGUAGGAUUAAUUUUGUAAUACAGAUGUUAUUUUCUGAUUAGAAUGGAAAUUGUUGCCAAUGUCAAUACUGAAUAAAACAGUUGUUCCUGUUA